Molecule: messenger RNA, 624 nt
Organism: Talaromyces amestolkiae
Lineage: Eukaryota; Fungi; Ascomycota; Eurotiomycetes; Eurotiales; Trichocomaceae
Exons: 1
Coding region: 1-624 (207 amino acids)
Biological process (GO): negative regulation of protein kinase activity
Cellular component (GO): nucleolus
Molecular function (GO): protein kinase inhibitor activity; double-stranded RNA binding; protein kinase binding
Source: RefSeq, a predicted model, not a curated record
AUGUCAGAGCCCGGCAAAGAGUCGAUUCCCACCAGCGCAGACCCCAGAAGCAAACGGCCAACGAAGCGCCGCCAACUCACACCAGUCUCCGAACAAGCAAACCAAAUCAACGUCCUUUUCAAAGACCCCAGCAAAGAGGUCCACCUAGCACCCUUAUCCAAACCGCGAACACUAGACUCUCUUGCGCCACCCCCCGAAAUUGUCGCAAAUGUGCAAGGUUCAUCCGCCGGUGCGGGCUCAGGCGAAUUCCACGUCUACAAGGCGAGUCGCCGGCGCGAAUAUGAGCGCUUACGAUUGAUGGACGAGGAAUCGAAACGUGAAAAACAAACCGAGGAAUUCGAAAAGAAGAGAGCCGAGACACUGAGGAAGGAUCAGGAGAAGACGGAUAGGAACAGAAGGAAGCGCGAGAAACGUAAAGCGGCGGCAGCGAAGAAUAAGAACGGCGUUUCAUCCUCGACCGCGAUGGAGGUAGAUGGUGAUGCGGAGAAGAAGGCAAAGGCUCCUUCGACUCGACUUGGGCCUCUGCCUCCACGGGAUCGGGAUCAUGAUACGCACGCAAAUGAGAAUAAUGGGGAACAGCAAGUAUAUGAAGAGCAGGGGGUUAUAAUUCAUGAUGACGAUUGA